This is a messenger RNA of Schistosoma turkestanicum, 441 nucleotides long. The record is from the annotation of a GenBank genome assembly. NCBI's taxonomy places the organism in Eukaryota, Metazoa, Platyhelminthes, Trematoda, Strigeidida, Schistosomatidae.
AUGUCAUUAUGUCGAUUAGCUGAUGCUUCUAUUGAUCUCUUACUAACAUCGAUUUGUUUUGGUCGUGCUUCUCGAUCAAUCAGUAUCGGUGUACCACGUAAUGAUUAUGAAAAAACUUUAACACAUGCAUUUUCACGAUUAGCACUUCAACGUAUUGACAAUAUUAUCAAUUAUAAAUCUGAAUUGGAUCGAUAUCAACAUCGUAUUGCUAGUGAAUUAUUGACACAACGUUAUUAUCCUGUGUUUCAUCCAUUGACACGUGUAUGGUGAAUGACGAUGAUGAUGAUGAUGUCGAUGUUGAUGAUGAUGGUGAUAGGUGUACUUUUUAAUCGAUAAUUAGCUGAAACUGCGAAUUCUCAAUUUCAUUGAUGAAUGAUUACUAUUAUUAUUAUUUGAAUAUGAUGUAUGUAUGUACAUAUAUAUAUAUAUAUAUUUAUAUUU